Ooceraea biroi (clonal raider ant) is the source of this 2510-nucleotide messenger RNA. Its product is annotated as 26S proteasome non-ATPase regulatory subunit 5. The record is from RefSeq and is a predicted model, not a curated record. Gene Ontology annotation, cellular component: cytosol. Gene Ontology annotation, biological process: proteasome assembly. Lineage: Eukaryota; Metazoa; Arthropoda; Insecta; Hymenoptera; Formicidae.
AAUACAGUAUAUUCUGUUUUUUUCCAAUAUCUUUAUUCGAUAUUGUUCAAUUUUCAAGAAUUUCGAAGGAUAUGAAAGGAAACAAUUAAGUAAUACAUCUAUUCUUUUUAUUUAUUAAACUUAUUCUCGUUCUUUCCCGUCGUUAGUUCUAAUGAAGUUUAUAGAGUCGCGCCUGUGUCAAUUGUGCUUCAACCUCCUCUCGAACGUGUAUUCCUAACCUGAAGGGAAACAGCAUUAACGCUUAUUCACGCGACAGCUCGUAUUAGUUGAGCUUGCUGAGAAAGCGAAUUGUCAAUGAAACGACCAUGACGGAAUGGUAUCAAGCGAAGAUUUUGCGCUUAUGCGAAUUGAACAAUAUCGAGGAAAAGAAGGAUAUUCUAACGGAUAUCAAAAUCAAAUUCGGCAGCUUGAAUAAUCGAGAUGCCGAGCAGAUUGCUCGAAACUUGGAUUACGAGCCGCUCUAUUCACAACUAACCUCAAGUGACAGAGAAGUUAUAGAGCAGAUAUGCGACCUGCUGACCAUCUUGUUCAGUGUGUUAGAACCAGGAGAAAUUUAUCAGAGAUAUCUAAUAGAAGUGCCUGCGUUGAUGACUAAUCAAAAUGCUAGCGUGAGGUUGCUUGUACUGCGUGAGUUCUUACGUACAGCUUCGCAUUCGCAAAAGAUAUUCCAGUUGCUCGCAGACACCACUGUCCUGAUUUCUCUUGUAAACAAAAUUGGUGAUAAUGACCUAACAGUCGCCGAAUGUGCGAUGAGUGUAGUGAAGAAACUUGGAGGAAAUCCAAAUGGCUUACACAUUCUGUAUAAGGGUGAACUGCUGAGAACGUUUGCCAGGUUGCUGCAAAACGAUACCAUUAGCUUUCGCGUUUAUGAAGUCAUUGUGGAUAUAGCGAAAACGUCCAGAGAAGCUCUCGAAGUGACAGCCCAGUCAGGUUUCUUGAACAGCUUGAUUAACGUACUGGAGAACGAGGAUAUACUGCUUCAGUUAAAUGCCUUGGAGAUAUUGACUCAAUUAGCGGUAUUCGAGGAGGGGCUCAGUUAUCUAGAACAGCAGGAGGUAUUGAGCAAGCUGGUUCAGAAAAUAGCGCAAGCCAACGAGAAUCACUUGUCAAACCUCUUGAUCCCCGGUUUGAUGAAGUUCUUUGGUAACGUCGCGCGUUAUUGGCCCAACGAGUUGUUCUCGAAAUAUCCCGUAAUAAUUUCUGCGCUAUUCGAGGUGAUAGAUAGCGGAGAUCAGACUAUUAUGGGUCCUGCGUUAGAUACUCUGGGAUUCGUAUCCGUGAGCGUCGAGGGAAAGUACGCGCUGCAAGCUCUAGGGGACGCGAUGCUUGGGGCGCUGAAGAAAAUCGCCGAGAUAGCCCAGAGAAUGCCUACUGCUCUGAGAAUUCGUGGCUUGAACAACCUUGCCCUUAUACUCGAUGUCAAGAAAGUUGAACAAGACAACAGAAUCUUGUCCUUGACGAAGCUGUGGUUCGAUUCGCUGUGCGACGAUCCGUUGGGUAUGAUCAUAGCAAUAUGCAGACAACCGUUCGCCGAUAUCAGACAGGCCGGUCUGGAGGUACUGGCGGUUAUCAGCUGCCAAGUAUGGGGACAAGAGUACAUAUCUACUUAUCCGGGUUUGGUAGAGUUCCUAUUAGAUAGAAAUAUCGAAUCGUUCAAAGAAUGCAAGGAUGCGAAAUACGAAGUUGUGAAAUGUUUGUCGCAAGCGGAGCGAGAUGUAUUCGACGCGGAUACCAUACAGAAGUUCAAGCAGUUCGUUAACGAGGGUCCAUACUUUGUCGAUGUUAAUACAGAAGUUGCGAUAGAGGGUGCUUUGUAAAAGAGGGAAGAGAGUAUUUCGCGUAUCAUAUUCGAUGUUAAUAAUAUUAAAGACUAUGUAAUACAUAUAUAACAUAUAAGUGAGUCUUCAAUAAGAAACAAACUUAAUAUUUAUUCUGCAUUUUUAUUUUUAAAAACGCAUUCAUUUUUGUGAAAUGGUGGGCUUUGUUUACCGUUCGCAUUUAUUACAUACGUGUAGGCCGAUCGUAAAAAACAUAUAUUUACUCUUCCUCUUACUCAUAAUAUGGGUACUUGUUAAUAAAACAGUUUCUUUUUCAAUAUUAAAAGUUACAAUACAAAGAGAAAUAAUUUAUUUUACAUCUAACAAUACACAUAAAAGGGUUUACGUUGUUCAUUCGUGUUUGAGAUAAAUCAAACAAUGUGCGCGGUACUGAUGCAACAUGUACAUAAUAACAUUUGCAACAUGGUACCACUUAUUCGCAGAUAAAAAUAUACGUACGUAUAAUGUGUAAAUAAAAUUGUAUAAAUAAUCGUACGAAUAUUCAGUAUGCGUUAAAUAUAGUUUAGUGUCUAUUGUAUGCGUUUUCGCUUUUUUGGUGCGAGGAUCUUUAGCAUACUGACUACUGGUGCUUCGAAGGUGACUGACACUAUGAAAGAUAAAGCGUAAGACAGCACUAGUUGUCCCAGGAAUGUUAUUAACUGGAAAAUAAAGUGUUUUAUGAUUAUCCAUUAA